GAGUCUCUCCUCUCUCUCUCUGUCUCCCUCGCUCCUCAUGAUCGAAUUUUUUUAUAUUUAUAAAUGGUAUGUGAUAGUUACAGAUACACGUUAAACGUGUGUAUGUAUAAUCUAUCUAUUUUGAUGGAGACAAUAACCAUUAGAAUCUGACCUAUGGAUCUCAUUUCCUCUUGAGAUACUUUUCUCUCUCUCUCUCUCUCUCAUUUUUUUCCGUCUCCCAGAUCUGCUUACCAUUGGAAAGCUUCAAUCUAUUUGUUACAGGGACGAACGAACCACAGAAUAAAAGAGUUCGAUCGCCGACCAAGGCGCCAUGUACUUCUUUGGUUUGUCCAAAGAGGAAGUAUUAUCACAGAAACAUGUUGCAUCACAUAAAGAGACUUUAAAGCAGAAUCCAAUGAGUACAGUUACUCUGUUUGGGAGACAGGUGUUUCCGGUGAAAAGCCCACCUAAGCUGCUGAUGAGAGAUAUGGAUCUUCGUCUUCCUCCUGCAGAUCACUACGCUAAUUAUAAUAAUACCACUGUAGAGAUGGGAUUUCGUUCAGCGUUUGAAGCUAAAGAACCAGCAUUAGCCACAACUUGGAGUGGCAAGAGAGACCCAAAUAUUGUUAUUGAUCUUGAGGAGCCUCCCACAACAGAGCAUGCAGAUUCUAUUAGCUACGAACCGUUAUUCUUGGCUGAUGGGAUCAGCUCAAACAUAGUGAAUAUGGAGUCAGGUUUACUGGAUCUUAACAGAACCCCACCGGAUGAUCAGUCUGUCUCCGAGCCUCAUUACUCUUUCCUACAAGACCUGAACUGUCCAUACAUCGAAGAGACAGAAACUAGCUGCGAGAAGAGCGGAGUAGAUGAUGAUCCUAUUACGCCUCUUUGCUCUUCUAAAUGCCAAAGCGUCCAUGAAAAAGAGGGUACAGCAUCUCCAGCUUCAUAUACUUCUUGCUGCACCACUGAAAACAACUUAAGAACUCGAGCACUGGAUGCUUCUUGCCGUACACGGCUUGAGUUUCCUACUACGGAAGUCUUACCGGAGAACGAACGUUGUAACGAGGAGGAAGAGUUCUCUGAAGCUAUUCAAACGGCAGCUGAAUCAUUAGUCCACAUAUCAGCAGUUUCACGUCAAGAGAGAACCAAUAGCUCAUCUCAAGAUCAAGAUUUGGAUUGUUGUUCCUGCGAUUCAUAUGAGCUACACACAUUAGGUAUAAGUGAAACCAACACUGAAGAAGACUUCUGUGUGUCAUCAAGGGCUCUAGAUGAGCUUAAUAACUUGACAAGAGAUAACAACAAAGAGAUUGGACUGAGGCUGAGAAGAGGGAGGAGAAUGAAGAACUUCCAAAAGGAGAUACUCCCGAGCUUAACGUCGCUCUCAAGGCACGAGAUACGCGAAGACAUUAACAUCUUGGAAGCAGUUUUGAGAUCAAGAGAGUACAAGAAGAUGCAGGGGAAAACUAAAGAUGUCAAAGUAGGAGCAAAUCAUAGAAACAAACGUUCAGUAUCACAGAGGUACGUUGGUAAAAGAAGGCGAAAACAUGAAUGAUCGCUUCAUCGUUGUAAUCUUUUAAAAGUCUAUGUUGUUCAAUUCUUUUUUAUUUAGCUUAUGACAUUAAAGAUAGUGAGCUGAGCACAUUCUGUUUCUCAUUCUCUCUCAAAAUGUUGCUUAUAGUUGCUACUGGUGUCAUACC
Molecule: messenger RNA, 1673 nt
Organism: Brassica rapa (field mustard)
Lineage: Eukaryota; Viridiplantae; Streptophyta; Magnoliopsida; Brassicales; Brassicaceae
Source: RefSeq, a predicted model, not a curated record